Trifolium pratense (red clover) is the source of this 1287-nucleotide messenger RNA. RefSeq lists its product as uncharacterized. NCBI's taxonomy places the organism in Eukaryota, Viridiplantae, Streptophyta, Magnoliopsida, Fabales, Fabaceae. Gene Ontology annotation, molecular function: protein tag activity; ubiquitin-like protein ligase binding. The transcript is spliced from 5 exons. The coding region runs from base 388 to 918 and encodes 176 amino acids. Gene Ontology annotation, biological process: protein sumoylation. Gene Ontology annotation, cellular component: nucleus. The record is from RefSeq and is a predicted model, not a curated record.
UAAUGCUAUGUUUGGAUUGAUGGUACAUAACGGAAUGGAGCGGAAUGGAAUAAGAUGGAAUGGAGCGGAGCGGGAUGGAAUGAAGCAUAAAAUGUAUUCCAUUGUUUGGACAUUUUGUAUUCCAUCCCAUACACCCCAAAAUUGGAGGGGAAGAAAAAUAAGAGAAAAUGAUGGAAUGGGAUGGAAUCCAUACCAUCACAUACCACUCCAUUCCAUUCAUUUUUAAAGAAUCCAAACAAUGGAACUUCACUUCAUACCACCACAUACCACUCCAUUCCAUCUCAUACCAUCAAUCCAAACAAAGCCUAAAAGUAGAAAAAAAAACCUAACGGCGAAAAUCCCUUAAAACUGAGCGAAAUUCAAAAGCAAGUAAACAGCUUUUGUUGGAUGAAUCCAUCGAAGAAGAAUUUGAAAAUGCAGUCGACGAGCGUUGGUAGCAAGGAGGAAGGCAUGAAAGUGACUGAAGAGGACACACACAUCAAACUCACAUUGAAGAUGGGUCAUUUUGGGAGUCCAUUUGUCUACACAAUGAAAAGAAGCUGUCAAUUCAAAAAGCUCAUGAUUGAUUACAGUGAUAGGUACUCUAGAGAUUUUAAUUCAGUGUUAUUUUCAGCUGGCCGAGGUUGCAUCGAAGAAGAGAAGACUCCAAAUGAGCUGCACUUGAAGGACGGGGACAUAAUAUAUACAAAUUUCCGAUCUGGCAACAUCAUGCUCAAGAUCAAAGGCCAGGAUGGGUAUGAAGCUUCGUUCGAAAUGCGUUUUAAUUCUCGAUUGGAAAAGCUUAUGGAUUUUUAUUGUCGUAAAUAUUGUUUGGAGGUUACUGAAGUUGCUUUUCUUUUCAAUGGGCGUUUCCUCCGAGCAGAUCAGACACCUUCCAAGCAAUACUUGAAAAUCAUCUUAAACUUCAAUGAUAAUUGACAUUGGAGAUCGGACCCCGAAUGUAGAAGUUCAUGGUCAUCCUUGUGGUAACAUAUGAGAUAGUGACUUAGCCGGUGUCAGUUUGGCGAAAACAGGAGAAAACAAAUGGCGUUCCUUCACAUUCAACUCAUUUGUUUUUUCCUUGUCUUUUCUAACAAAUAUGGAUCAGGUCAGCAUCUCAAUCAUAAGAACAAAGAGGAUAAUGAACUUCUACUUUUAGAGGGCGGCGUCAGUUGUCGUUGGUGUCCAAGACCCUCUUAGAGUCACCAAACGUUCUGUGAUUCAUUGUUCUGUGAUUUUGGUUCCCAACAGACCAGUAACUAACAACAUAUUACUGUUAGUAAUUGUUUUUAUUUAUGGCUUGAAACA